Fraxinus pennsylvanica is the source of this 1278-nucleotide messenger RNA. The record is from the annotation of a GenBank genome assembly. Lineage: Eukaryota; Viridiplantae; Streptophyta; Magnoliopsida; Lamiales; Oleaceae.
AUGGCUGCAAGGAGGCUGUGCAUUGCACUAUCCUUCUUCCUCCUGUUCGUCUCCAUGGAAAUCCGUACAGUUUUGGCUCAAGGCAAUAACAAUGGAAACGGCAACGAGGGCAACAAUAAUGGAAAUGGCAACGGGGGCAAUGGCAAUGGCAACGACAACAAGGGGAAUAACAAUGGAAAUGGCAACAAGGGCGAUGGAAAUGGAAAUGGAAAUGGCAAUGGAACCCCGGGCAAUGGCAGUGGCAAUGGAAAUGGAAACGUAGGAAAUAACAAUGGCAAUGGCAACGAGGGCAAUGGCAAUGGAAAUGGCAACCGAGGCAGUAACAAUGGUAAUGGCAAUGGUAAAAAACAUCCAUAUGAUGCUGCUUCAACUAAUUAUGAUGUGCUGCCUAAACUCCCACAGACGGGACAGGAACGAGCUUUCUGCAAAGCUCGGGGAGCCUGCUAUUUCAGGACCCUCACAUGCCCAGCUCAGUGCCCCGAGAGGAAGCCCAAGAAGAACAAGAAGCAGAAGGGAUGCUUUAUUGAUUGCAGUAGCAAAUGUGAAGUUACUUGCAAGUGGAGAAAGCCUAAAUGCAAUGGCUUUGGUUCUCUGUGCUACGAUCCACGUUUUGUUGGAGGUGAUGGUGUCAUGUUCUACUUCCACGGAGCAAAAGGACGUGAUUUCGCCAUUGUCUCAGAUGAAAACCUUCAUAUCAAUGCACAUUUCAUUGGUACUAGGCCGGUAGGGAGGACACGAGAUUUCACAUGGGUUCAAGCACUCUCGAUCAUGUUCGACUCCCACACACUUGUCAUUGCAGCCAAGAGAAUCCCACACUGGGACAACAAUGUGGAUGCCCUUAUCGUCAAAUGGGACGGGGAGACAAUCGAUAUUCCCACAGAUGGAGAAGCUGAACGCAAACUCCAUAGUCGAGAAAGAGUAACGACAAUUGAAAGAACCGAUGAUCUUAACACAAUAAGAGUGACAGUUGAUGGCCUAGUAGAAAUGGACAUAAGAGUGACUCCAAUUGGUGAACAAGAAAACAAGAUUCAUAAUUAUCAAAUACCAAAAGAUGAUUCGUUUGCCCAUUUGGAGACACAAUUUAGGUUCUUCAAUUUGUCUGAUUUUGUCGAGGGAAUUCUUGGAAAAACUUAUAGGCCUGGAUAUAUAAGUCCUGUCAAAAAAGGAGUCCCAAUGCCUAUGAUGGGAGGGGAAGAUAAGUAUCAAACUCCAUCACUCUAUUCAUCUUCCUGCAAGGUUUGUAGAUUUCAGAGACCAUCUGCUGUUGCUAUAAUUUGA